GUUAGCGCUAAGAAAAUGAUAGCAGAAACAAGAAAACAGGCGUGCAUAAACGUAUUUUUUACGUACAUUGCUAACAACCGGAAAUGAAAUGCAUUGACAUCACCUUGCAGAUCCGUAUAUCUACGGCAAAAAAGCAGUUGAAAUUCGACGAAAAAAAUCUGCGGAAAAACGUUAAAAUCUCAGCUUUUUCGGACAGUAUCGAUGUCGAUAGUAGCGCUUACUUUCGGUCAGAAGUUGAUUUUCAUUUGGGCAUAAAAUUCCACAGGAUUGAUGAAAUUUAACGGGAUUUUUUUUUGAUGGACAUACGACAAUCGCACAUUAUAGAGAGCCUAAAAUAAUGUACUGAAAAACCGGAUAUGAAUUGCGCAUUGCAUUCUAGGUAAUGUAAGGACUUUCCCUAUUGGCAAUCGGGGCUACAACAUGACCGUCUUUGGCCGAAAGAGGGCCAGUGAUCGAUCGGUGACGAUCAUCGGGCGAAAGGAGCUUGUGUAAACAAUCACCCCGGGCGGUCGUUGUAAAAACCGCGUAAAGAGAAAGUUAAGGGUUAGACAGCAAUUUUGACAGCUGGAAACAGGUGGUGGUCAUAAAAUGCUCUCGUUGAAUGUCCAUUCGUAAUAGGUCCAUGACCUUACCCACUGAUUCACUUUCCCCGACUAUUCAGGGAUGUGUGUAUGCAUGUUAUGGGGAUGUAGUGUGUUAUGUGUCUGGUAGUGUUAUCGUACAAAAUAACAACAGUCCAGGAGGUGGACUUCAGUAUCAGCAGCCAGUGGUCGCUCUAGCCGGCUAACCAUCGGCGCAUUGUGCAUGCAGCGUCCGGUGUAAUGAUAUCCACUCUGCUCUCGCUAUGCGUGUAGCAUUCGUCGAUACUGCGCAUGCGCCAUGACGUAUUUAUGAAUAUCCACGAUGUCAUGAAUAUGCAUGAAUCAAACGGCGUUCAAAUAUCAAUUUAUUUUCUAACUCUAGAGGGCGGAAAAAAAAUUUAUAGGUUAACCGAUAUUUCACCCCUCAAUAUCAUGAAAACAGAAGAGUUAUACCAAUUUCUUUUGAGUGAUAAAGUAGAGCAUUGACAUAGAUAUUUAAUGAAAAUAAUAUCUUUACAAUUGAUUCACUGCCCUUGUCUGAGAUUAACCAAUCAUACACUAUACCUUUAAGUUUGCCCAAUACUAUUUAUUGUGACAUCAUAAAAAUGACGAGAUAAUAACGUGAACCAAAAUUUGCAUUUUUACAUUUUUUGCGACAUUUCCUAAUAAUUAUGGCGUGGUGUUGAUCGGAUAUCAAUUUAACGACAUCAUAAUCAGGUCAACGUAAUUACAUUGUCACAACGUUCGUUUGUGGACUAGUUGCCAACGUUUUGCGACUGACGAUAUUGUUGAUAUUGUAUUGAUGUUGGUACAACACUACUUUUGCGACAUCCGUAGGAACUCAAAAUUACAACGUUAGCCAAAUAUUAUACGUUUACACUUUGCUAACCAUUCCCUAUUGUCAACACUGUGACGAUGGUGUGAUAUCGGUUGGAUAUCAAUUUUGUGAUAUUGUGUUUAAAUAUUUACGUUGGCCCGACAUUAUUUCUGUGAUACGUUAACAACAUUUCGUGAACGCCGAUAAGGCCAAUAUUGACGUGAUAUUUUUGGUCUAUAGACGUAUCCAACCACAAGCCUCAGCAUUUAGGGUAUACGCCUUCUUCUUUAAACCCAAUAUGUACAUAUUUGUAUUUUUCAUAACAAAUUGAUUUAUGUAUGAAUUUAUGUUGACGAAAAAUGUAAUGAAAUGGAAGAAAAUAAAUGUUUAUUUGUAUUAAAUGUUACAAUGUAGUUCAAUGUCGGCUCACAGACCGCGACGUUGCCGACACUUGCUGAAACUUUCCAACAUUGGCCCAACGUCAGCUUGCUAGCUGGGUACCGUCUGAAACAGUCUAGACCACCGAAUGGUCCGUUUGAUAAUUGUUUUUGGGGGGCGUGUGUCACGCUUUUUUAUUAAUAUCAUCUCCUUUCGUCCAAAUUACUGUUUAUGCUAUUACAUAUUAUAUUUUUGUUAUGGAAAAAAAAUCUAAUUAUGAUGCACUUAUCAAUAUGAUAUCAAAACAGAUAUUUGAGAAAGUUCCCCUACACUUCCUUGGAAACUUCAAAAAUCCAUGUUGGUUACGGAACACGACGGAACUCAACUGUCUUCCCUACUUCUACGUGAUAGGGACAAGCAAGUGCGGAACGACAGAUAUCUGGGCGAAGAUCUUAUCUCAUCCUGAUGUCAUUAAUGUCCCAAAAGAACCACAUUGGUGGGGACCCCGUCGCCUUGGUUAUACUGGAACACCCAUUCAUAGGAAAGAGGUAUUGGCCAUGCGAAAGCUCACAGGAGGAGAGGAUGACAGCUCUUUUGAAUGGUAUCUUAAUCUAUACAAAUCUAUAGGAGUUCCGGAAAUAAUAAGCAACACUGUAACAGCAGCAAAAGGAAUUCCUUACUAUCAUAAAGUUUUUGGUGAUGCCUCAAUAUCUACUAGCUACACCAUUGGUUUGGAUUGGACUAAGAUCUUCCCAAACGCUCCGGAGCCCGUGUAUACCAAUGCCCAACUUCUCCGAGCAGUGCAACCUAAUGCAAAAAUCAUCCUUAUGCUUAGAGAUCCAACAGUAAGGGCAAUCUCAUAUUAUUGGUAUACCCACCAAAGAGGAAAUCUGGAAGAUUUCCACCAUCUCGCGGUCAAACAAAUUGGAUGUUUAAGAGACUGUCUUCAGAAACAUCCUAUUCGCUACUGUGCAUAUGCGGCAGCUUGUCCCUAUAGCGUAUUUCCUGGACUGAAAGGUGGACUCUACUCGGUGUUCGCUCGUGAUUGGAUUGAAGCUUUUUCACGUGAUGGAGUACUCGUCAUUCGAUUGGAGGAUUUGGAGACAAGCCCACGUUUUACUUAUAGAAAAAUCAUAAAAUUUCUCGACUUAGAACAACUGAGCGAAAAGAAAGAGAAUGAAACCAUCUACGCUCCAAAGAAGAACGUGAACAGAAUGGGGAAACGCAUUCUUCCAGAAACUAAGAAACUUUUGGACGAUUUUUACGCACCUUACAACAAGGAUAUGGCGCUUUUAAUGGAAGAUGACAAAUUCUUAUAUCCUGUAACAUAACAAUAUUAAUCACGUCUAUUUUUCCUUCAUGUAAUUUUAGGUGAAAAAUUGAACAAUGCUGCUGUGUCCAAUUUAUUCAUUUUCAACUAUUUUCUAUUAUUACUUUAUUUAGGGAAGAGAGCAAAAAAUAAUUAUAGCGUGAAACCUGCAUGGGGCAUGGUGGGAACGCUAGAGGCAUGGGGUAAUCCAAAUUGAUCCCCCACGCCGGAUCUAGCCAGCAUGACAUGACGAAAACAUCCCAUUAGAAACAGCACACCAGAUUUAAACACUGGUACUGAAGAUUUAAUCCUGUAAUCCUAAUACUUAAUACAAUUACUUCUAAAACCCCUCUUCUUUUGUGUUUCUGGUAAUACUAUAAUCCCCUCUAAGUAGUGUACUUAGCCAAACAGUUAUAUGCAAAUAAACUUGUGAUGUGGGGGUGGGCCCCCAUGCAUACAAUCAUUCCCUGUGUUUUCUUAAUUGGUGAAAUAAAAUGAACUACAUAAUUUGUAGGGAGGAUGUAAUGGACUUGAAUACCUUCAUUGAUUUGUCAUCAUCAUCAACCAAUAGAGCUAUUUACAACAGCAAAUCUUUUC
Messenger RNA from Lytechinus pictus (painted urchin), 3682 nucleotides. Its product is annotated as carbohydrate sulfotransferase 15-like. Gene Ontology annotation, biological process: hexose biosynthetic process. The coding region runs from base 2034 to 3107 and encodes 357 amino acids. Gene Ontology annotation, molecular function: N-acetylgalactosamine 4-sulfate 6-O-sulfotransferase activity. The record is from RefSeq and is a predicted model, not a curated record. The transcript has 6 exons. Lineage: Eukaryota; Metazoa; Echinodermata; Echinoidea; Temnopleuroida; Toxopneustidae.